This is a messenger RNA of Xylaria bambusicola, 2039 nucleotides long. Its product is annotated as acetylcholinesterase. NCBI's taxonomy places the organism in Eukaryota, Fungi, Ascomycota, Sordariomycetes, Xylariales, Xylariaceae. Gene Ontology annotation, molecular function: carboxylic ester hydrolase activity. The record is from RefSeq and is a predicted model, not a curated record. Bases 176 to 1915 code for a protein of 579 amino acids. The transcript has 2 exons.
GUUAUCGCGAAAGGAUCGUGAUCCUGUCGUGUUGUCGCAGUGGAGUUUGCAUAUAUACCUCGGUAGCCAUGUGUGCUGUACCUGCAGGCAUGGGAUUAAUGCGGUUGGUUUUGCCCGUGAUAUUUCUUUCUAUCCCGGAGAGAUCUGCCUUGACUCCGUAGCUGUCCCUGGCACGAUGAGACUCUCUUCCGCACUCUGGAGCGCCGGGUCCGCCGUGGCGGCGGCGUGCAACUCGGACCCCUCGGCCUUUGACGCUUCCCGCGGUGUCACUUACCUGGGCCUCCAGCGCAAUGGGAUCGAGGUCUUUUUGAACAUUCCCUUUGCAGAGAACACGGGCGGAGCAAAUCGGUUCCGGCCCCCAGUCCCAUACUCUGCUCCAGCUAACAGCACCGUUGUCGCGCAGACCCCGGGCCAUGCUUGCCCGCAGACCCUGAACGCGUUGUCAGGGCCGAACGCGCUAUCCAGCGUGAACGAUACGUCGGAGGACUGCCUCAACCUCAACAUCGCGCGCCCCGCGGGGGCGCAGGCGGGCGACGCACUCCCCGUCAUGGUGUUUAUCUAUGGCGGCGGCUUCUGGCUAGGAUUCAAUAACGAUUUGCGCUACGCGCCCGACGCACUCGUGCGUGAGUCCGUUGCGAAUGGGCUGCCUGUUAUUGAAGUUAAUAUUAACUACCGUCUGGGUGUCUUCGGUUUCGGCGUCUCGGACGCCCUGCGUGUCGAGGGCUCUACUAACGCCGGCCUACGUGAUCAGCGCCUCGCUCUCGAGUGGUUACAAGCUAAUGUCGCGAACUUCGGCGGCGACCCAUCGCGCGUUACUAUCUUUGGCCAGUCAUCUGGCGGACUGGCGGUCGGGAUGCAGAUGCUUGCCUAUGGCGGUGCGCGGGAGGUGCCCUUCCAGCGCGCUAUAUGUGAGAGCCAGGCGCUUGAGCCAGGAAUCACUGGGAACUUCACGUCCGAUGCAUGGGCCCGUGUUGUGGCCUACGCGGGAUGCGACGGUUCUUCUUCGGAAGACGAGGUCGCGUGUUUACGAGAGCUCGACACACAAGCUAUGCUCGAGGCCGCCGAGGCGACCUUCCAGUCUGAUAUAUCCGAUAAUAUCGGCGAUAUCUGGCUGCCGACUGUGGACGACGACUUCCUGCCUGCCGCGCCGUCGACACUGAUCCGCGAGAGCCGGUUCGCGGAGAAUAUUAAUGCUAUCAUCGGCUGGUGCCAGGAUGACCUGAAUUUGUUUACGGACCGCUCUAUUUCUACCCCUGACGAUACACGCGCUUUCAUUGGAGCGUACUUGCCGGCCAUGAACAGUACCACGCUUGACGGUUUGUUAACGCUCUACCCAUCCACCGAUUUCAGCGCGGAUGUGGCCGCCGGCCUAAGCGCCGAGUUCUUCCGCACCGCGCGGAUUUGGAGGGACAUUUUCAUGGUGUGCAUGCCGCAGGGCUUUGGAGCGGCCAUUGCCGCCAAGAACCCGGAGAGCGUCUACCUGUUCGAAUGGAAUCAGACGCUCCUCGAACCUGCGUAUGCGUCCGCCGGGCUUCCUGGGGUUGGCGUCUUCCACACCUCGGACCUGGAAUACGUAUUCGGCGAUGUCGACCGCUACAAUAAAUCGGCGCAAGGGUACCCAUUCAACCCCUCUUCGCGAGACUACGCGCUUGCGCGCCGCGGAUCUCGCUCGUGGAGCACGUUUGCGACCCUAGGCCGGCCGUCACUCGAAGGCCACGAGACAUUUGUUGGAUGGGAGUCUGCCUCUCCUGUUGGGAAGAACGCCUCAUGGAGGGUUUUCGUGGCGGGUGGGCCGCACGAGGGUCUGUCGGCAUGGGAAGGGCCAGAGGCGAUACCCGAGGUCGCGACGCAACGACUGAGUGAGCGGUGCGCCUUUCUCAACUCAGAAGAAGUGAUUGCGCAGAUGCAGUUCUGAGAGGCUAUAGAGCUCGGGCUAAGACGACUUACUAUACAUUUUACAUAUAAUCCGCCACCGAAAUUUAGCAGAUAUCCAUAAGAGAAUAGAAAUAUUGAGCAAUACAAUCAGGAGUGGUCUCUCU